AAUGGCCUCAGUCAUAUUAUUUAAGACCUUCCCCCGAGGGAGCGCCACCGCGCACAUAUUGGAACCAUACCUACUAUCGCGGCCCCAAGAACGAAUCCGUCCGAAUAUCAUAUUGUAGCGAUAGGAGCCAUUCCGAGGUUAUCGCACGGGAGUUUCUCAAUGAGCCUGUGAUAGGAUUUGAUAUGGAAUGGUACUGGGACUCCGAUAAGCGCCCGCGACUCAGAGACAAAGUAGCAUUGAUCCAGAUAGCCUGCGAACGGAAAAUCGGAUUAUUUCAUAUCGCACGCCAUGAUGGUAACACAACUGAAGAACUUAUCGCGCCAGCUCUGCGCCGUAUCAUCGAGUCCGCGAAUAUUAUCAAGACAGGCGUGGGAAUACUGAGUGCCGAUUUCUCCAGACUUCAGAAUUUUUUUCAGUUGGCACCUCGGGGCGCCGUCGAGCUAAGUCACUUAAACAAUCUGGUCACCUUCGGAUCACAGAAUCCCGACAAAGUUACAACAAGACUGCGCGCGUUGAGUAAACUUGUUGAAGACCACCUCGGACUACCUCUUUUCAAAGGGUCUGUCCGGAAAAGUGAUUGGAGUUUACCCUUGGACGACAGACAGAAGACAUAUGCCGCCGACGAUGCCUACGCUGGGUAUAUGUUAUUUCAUCGCAUGAACGCACUACGACUCAAAAUGACACCGAUUCCGCCUUUGCCUAAGUUAGGAGAGUCAUAUUUACCUUUUGCAUUCUCGAAAGUAAUACCUGUCCAGCUGGAACCAGUUCCAGAUCGACCUGAAGCAGCUAUAUUCACAGCUAGAGAUUUCUUCCAACCAGAGAGUGACGAAGUGACAGAUAGGAGUGUUGAGAAAACAGAAACGUCCAAACCACUAGAUAUACAGCCGAAAGGGAAUACUAAGGAUGAAAAGAAAACCGUAGUCGACGCUUCGAAAGAUCUAGAAAUCUCGCGCGAAAUCUACAAGAAACUUGUGUUGCAUAGGAGAAUCCUUGCGAAAGCGAAAGGCAUAUCCGCUUUCAUCAUUGCCACGAAUAAGAUCCUAGAUCAGCUCUCUAAAUCUCGUCCAACUAACAAAAAAGAGCUUUUGAAGGUACACGGAGUGGGUGAAAAUAAGGCUUCGUUAUAUGGUGAUGAAUGGCUUCAGAUUAUUUCCCAAUACAAUGAGGAGUGUCCCAGGGAAAUCCCUGAGAAGGCUCCCAUUCCGCUACAGUCGAAAUCUCCGAAUGUGAUCAUUCCCAACAAAACAGCUGAUCGUCAAAAACCUCUAGAUUCCGCACCAUCCGAUUCACCAGACGAAUUAUACCAGCGGCUUUAUGAGCAUCGAAAAUCCCUAGCUACCAUUCGAGGGUGUCUAUCCUACGUUAUAGCCACCAAUUUAGUCUUGGAAGCUAUCGCUCGAGAACGCCCUACGACCUAUAAGGAACUUCUAGCCAUUGAUGACAUAACAGAAUCUCAAGUAGCCACAUACGGACCUGCUUGGCUUAGAAUUAUUGCGGGUUUUGAGGCUGACCCUAAACCAAGGCCUUUACUACCAUCGAUAUCAGAAACACCUGCAGAGUCGCAUCCAAAGGACUUUUUUCAAAAACCACAUCCACAGCUCGAUCACCGACCGCCAACACAUAAUAGGAUUAAACAUGUAGGCCGCUCAAUAGAACUGUUGCCGGCCCAGCCUACGGGCAGCACUGGAUUGUCCUUCAAGCUUAGCGAAACUAAUCUUAGUGUUGAUAAAAUACCGGUAGAAAGGGAUGAUGAUGUCUGUUAUGAUGGCCCUGAGAAAUCAACAUUGGAACCACCUAUAAUGCCGCCCAUAUCACCACAAUUGAAACGCAAACGAAUAGAAUGCUCAAACUCCCCUUCCAAGAAAGCAAAUACUGCGGAUCUCUCUUUAAACCCCACAUCAGGCUUAAACCCACCUGAGGUUCCCGUUCCUCCACCGGUGAACAAAGCAGAACAUAUUGAGUCGUUGGGUCCCCAGCACAGAAUAUUGAGAAACAAAUUGGACGCCUACGUCAAGAGCGUUGUUUGGUUGAUGAACCCGAAACCGGCUCAGCCAAUAGUUUCUGAGCAUACCCUACAAUGUCUUGUCACUACGCUACCUCGAACGCUUGACGAACUUCACCAGGUUCCGGGUAUCGAGAGUUUCUUCCAAGCUUGUCAAGGGGUUAAGAAGGAUCUAUGGCUAACUUUCUCAACAUGGACGCGGUCUUCGGGUCUUGUGCCGAAUUCAUAAUUUGAGUGAAAGGGGCACUUUCAGAUGAGACCUUCGGCAUUCGUACCCACGAAUGUCACCAACUACUAUCCGGUGAUCAAGUCGUUGCAAUUCAAACGGGCGUUCGAAAGGCGGAUUGACUUUGUUUUUUUAGUGGAAGUUCACACGUGUGCAAGCUUGGAUCAUCGUUGGAAUUAUAUCGAAUGAAUACUCUGCGGUUCUGCAUUGGUUACGGGGCGGGUAUUUGAGUUAUGAUACCACUUUGAUUUUCUGCGAAAACAAUCAGGCGACCAGGCGAAAGGACUAGGCGGUUUCCUGGAAUACAUAGAUGUUUUAAUAGGAUGUAAUUAACUUCGAAGAACUUGUCAAUUGUAUAGAAAACAGUCGCUUCAUACGGCACACUCGUUAGGAACCAUACCUUGUAUGUUAGACUUGCUCAUGGCGCGUAAGAUGGAAUUGUGAUCGAUACUAUCAAAUCAAAUGGCUUGCU
This is a messenger RNA of Annulohypoxylon maeteangense, 2700 nucleotides long. RefSeq lists its product as uncharacterized. Gene Ontology annotation, cellular component: nucleus; cytoplasm. Gene Ontology annotation, molecular function: 3'-5' exonuclease activity; nucleic acid binding; nucleotide binding. The record is from RefSeq and is a predicted model, not a curated record. The coding region runs from base 183 to 2231 and encodes 682 amino acids. Gene Ontology annotation, biological process: nucleobase-containing compound metabolic process. The transcript has a single exon. NCBI's taxonomy places the organism in Eukaryota, Fungi, Ascomycota, Sordariomycetes, Xylariales, Hypoxylaceae.